Messenger RNA from Zalophus californianus (California sea lion), 2535 nucleotides. RefSeq names its product solute carrier family 2, facilitated glucose transporter member 3-like. The transcript is spliced from 11 exons. The coding region runs from base 511 to 1989 and encodes 492 amino acids. The record is from RefSeq and is a predicted model, not a curated record. NCBI's taxonomy places the organism in Eukaryota, Metazoa, Chordata, Mammalia, Carnivora, Otariidae. Gene Ontology annotation, cellular component: membrane. Gene Ontology annotation, biological process: D-glucose transmembrane transport.
CCGGAGGGGUCGUGCGGCGGCCGCCCGCGGGGGUCAGUCUGGUGUGUGGGUGAGAAGUGGGGCUGGGGUCGCGGUCUUCGGGACUCGCGAGCCGGACCCCCGCGCAGCCCGCGGGGGGGAGCGCGCGUCUCCCUUCCGGAGGGAGCCGGAUAAACGAGUCACGUUUUACGACCACAUCAGCGGAUCCGUUCCAAAAGAAUCCUUGGCAUUUGGCCGCAGCGCGGGGCCCUAACGGCUGCGGAGCGAGCCCCGCGGAAGGCAGUGGCGCCGUUAUUGCCACUCCCGGGCGCGGCGACCUGGGACAGCGGAGAAGCGUGGGGGGCCCCGGAGACGGACGGUUGAGCGGAGCCGCAGGGCCCAACUGCAGUUGCCGGGUCCGGGUGGUGGACACGCUGAGCUGUCCCAGUGGCCGGCAGGUGGGAGGACCAGCCCGCGAGCUGGGAUCGGGUCCAGGAAGCAGUACCUUGAAGAGGAGUUGGAGGGAGAGUCAAUUCUUAGUAUAGCAGAGAGAUGGAGCGCAACAAACAGGUUGUCACAGCGCCUCUGAUCUUUGCCAUCUCCAUUGCUACAAUAGGCUCUUUCCAGUUUGGCUACAACACCGGAGUCAUCAAUGCUCCUGAGAUGAUCAUAAAGGACUUUCUCAAUUACACCCUGGAGGAGACGUUGAGCGACCGUCCCACUGAGGUGUUACUCACUUCCCUCUGGUCCUUGUCUGUGGCCAUCUUCUCCGUUGGUGGUAUGAUUGGCUCCUUCUCCGUUGGACUCUUUGUCAACCGCUUUGGCAGGCGCAAUUCAAUGCUCAUUGUCAACCUCUUGGCUGUCGCUGGUGGCUGCCUUAUGGGGUUCUGCAAAAUAGCCCGGUCGGUUGAAAUGCUGAUCCUGGGCCGCUUGGUUAUUGGCCUCUUCUGCGGCCUCUGCACAGGUUUUGUGCCCAUGUACAUCGGCGAGGUCUCUCCCACUGGCCUCCGGGGGGCCUUUGGCACUCUCAACCAGCUGGGCAUCGUCAUCGGGAUCCUGGUGGCUCAGAUCUUUGGUCUGAAAGUCAUCAUGGGGACUGAAGAGCUUUGGCCCCUGCUUUUGGGCUUCACCAUCAUUCCAGCUGUCCUGCAAAGCGCAGCCCUUCCGUUCUGCCCCGAGAGUCCUAGAUUUUUGCUCAUCAACAGAAAGGAAGAGGAGAGUGCUAGGGACAUCCUCCAGCGAUUGUGGGGCACCCAGGACGUGACUCAGGACAUCCAGGAGAUGAAAGAUGAGAGCACCAGGAUGGCACAAGAGAAGCAAGCCACGGUGCUGGAGCUCUUCAGGUCACGGAGCUACCAGCAGCCCAUUAUGAUUUCCAUCAUGCUCCAGCUGUCCCAGCAGCUGUCUGGAAUCAAUGCUGUGUUCUAUUAUUCAACUGGAAUCUUCAGAGAUGCAGGUAUUGAGGAGCCAAUCUAUGCCACCAUCGGCACGGGUGUAGUGAAUACCAUCUUCACUGUUGUCUCUCUGUUUCUGGUGGAAAGGGCAGGGAGGAGGACUCUCCAUAUGACUGGCCUUGGAGGGAUGGCUGUUUGUUCCAUCUUUAUGACCAUCUCAUUGUUACUAAAGGAUGAGUAUAAUUGGAUGAGCUUUGUUUGCAUCGGGGCUACCCUGGUCUUUGUGGCCUUCUUUGAAGUUGGCCCAGGCCCCAUUCCCUGGUUUAUCGUGGCCGAACUCUUCAGCCAAGGACCCCGCCCGGCCGCGAUGGCAGUGGCUGGUUGUUCCAACUGGACCUCCAACUUCCUGGUCGGGCUCCUGUUCCCUUCAGCUGCAUUCUAUUUAGGAGCCUAUGUUUUUAUCAUCUUCACUGGCUUCCUCAUUGUCUUCUUGGUCUUGACCUUCUUCAAAGUCCCUGAGACUCGUGGCCGGACUUUUGAGGAAAUCACACGAGCCUUCGAGGGGCAGGCUCGGGAGGCUAACAGAGCUGGGAAUGUCCCCACCGUGGAGAUGAACAGGAUCCAGCCCAUGAAGUAAACCCCACCGUCUAAGCCAUGCCUCCUUCCCGCCUCCCUCCCAACAUGGAAAAGCAACCUCUCCCCAGAUGAGGGAGAGACCUCAUCAGCUUGUAACCCAGGACUGUUUCUGAAUGCUGCUACUUGAUUCCUUUCUCAUCCCACAGAGGAAACCAGUGCAGGAGUUAGUUGUAUCAUUAAUGGCUUUCAAAACAUUUCAUUUCUUGGACAUUCUCUUCUGUUUAGGAGAGACCAAGCAAACCUACCCUCAUUUCAGGAGGCAUUGGCCACUUGCCAUCUGACAGCAUUGUCGUCUCUUCCUCCCUUGGGUUCUAAUAGGGCCUCACCAGGGCCAGUAGGGGAGGGGAGUAAGAGUGAGGUGCAGUUUCCCCGACCCCCGACUUCCCAGGAAGCAGAUCUAUGAGUGUGGAGGGCAGAGAGGGAUUACAUAAGAGCACCUCCCUCGCUUCCAUACAGCUCUGCAGAGCAAAUUAACUUGAGUUUUAUUUAUUUUAUCUUCUGGUUUUAUUGCAUAAAUAUUUAUUUUUUUAAGUGUAAAAUAAUUUUA